GUCAUACGGAAAUAAGUUUACGUACAGCUUACACGGUAAUGCAGUAAAGAGUUUGCAGAAGGAACACAAAUAACAUUGCGAAACAGACUGCUACUCUGUGAAGAAACGAGAACUAAAGCAUGCAUACCUGUGACAUCUGUGGAGAAGAUGGGUUAUCUGAACCAGAUAUGAGGACACAUCUGUUGAUCCGUCAUUUUGAAAAUGACUCGACCUGCCCCUUUUGCUCUAUGUCAGGAAUAACAUAUGAUGAAUUACAGUUCCAUAUUAAUACUGCUCAUUGUGAAGAUAGUUUUGAAGCAGCAAAAACAAAUGAAUAUUUAGAUUGUACCAUUAAUCAUACAAAUCAUAAAAAACUUUCAGGUUUAGAGCUUCCAGCAGUAUUUCAGGAAGAAUGUUCUUCAACAUCAAUGGAAGGUAAAAAUGAUACCAGUACUAGAACACAAAAGGAAUUAUGUGGAACUGAAGUAAAAGUGUCUUCAUCUUCAACAAAAGAGACUUGUCCUGUUUUAACAAAAACACCAGUCCUUGCAAAUGAACAUAAACUGAAAACUGAGAUUUUUGUUUCUGAAAUGGGUAAACAUUUUGACAGCCCUGACAAUGAACUGGACAGUAAGCCUUCUCUUUGCAAGUCAAAUUUAAAUGGACCCAUAAAGCUGAAACGGAAACUUCUUAAAUCUCCUUCAAAAGGAAUUCAAAAUCAAGAAAACCAAUAUCCAUGUCCAAUGUGUUCCCUUUGCUGCUCUGAUGUGUAUGUUCUUCAGGAGCAUGUUGAGCUUCACUUACAAGAAAGAAGUUUUACAGAAGAAAGUUCCCACUGUUCGCCAGCAUCAACUCUGUUUAAAGAAAAUGAUAAUGAAUCGAAACAUGCCCAAACAAUGGAGCAUAAGGUUGAUAUCAGAAAAGACCACAAGACUUUGUCUGAUGUUGUAGAACCCCAAGGUUUCUCUAACAAGUUUGAUUUUAGUAAGAGUUAUGACAGAAGUAAUCCUAAAAAGUCAUUAAUAUCUGCAUCUUCCAGUACAAAAUUUCAAGAGGAUUCAGAUGCACAAACCACAAGGCUCUAUUACUGCCCAAUGUGUACCCUUGUCUGCACCAACAGUAGCAUCCUGCAGGAGCAUGUUGAACUACAUCUAAUGGAAAAUGGAAACCAUACUGAAGAAAAUGGCCAUGAUCAAAUCUUUGCAAGAAUGUUACAAGAACAAGAAGACCAAUUUAGGAAGGCUGAGGAAUCAAAAACAGAAGCAGAAGAAUUUAGGAGGUUGCAGAAGCAGUAUGGCCUAGAUAAUAGUGGAGGCUUUAAGAAACAGCAAAUUCAGAAUAUGGAGAAGGCUGUUGCUCGGGGACAGAUGAAGCCAGCUGAAUAUCAUAGAAGAAAGGUAGAACUAAUGGAAUCAUUAGCUGCAGGUUUAGAUGAUGGCAGAACAAAAACUUCAGGUUUAAUUAGGGCAUUAUAUAAAUAUUACCAUAAAGAAGCCAGAGAUGUUGCUCGUGUGUGGCUUUGUGCUGAAACAGACCAUUACCAUUCUACAGAUGGAGAUAAAGGAUGGGGUUGUGGCUACAGAAACUUCCAAAUGCUCCUUUCGGCAUUACUUAAACUGCACCAGUACAAGGACUGCUUACAAGAUAAAGAGAUACCAUGCAUCCCGAAAAUUCAGGCAAUGAUUGAAGAGGCAUGGAAAGAAGGCUUUGAUCCUCAGGGGGCAUCUCACUUUAGCAGUAGGUUGAAAGACACUAGGGCGUGGAUUGGAGCUACUGAAAUUUAUUCUCUGCUAACAUUUCUAAAAAUAAGGUCCCGCAUUGUAGACUUUCACUCUCCUACUGGACCAUCUGGAACUCAUCCACGUUUGUUUGAGUGGGUCAAGGCCUUUUUCUCCUUGGACUCCUCCUGUGUGGAUGCUAGGUGGCUACCAAAAGUUAUCCAGACUUCUAGACCUCCCAUUUACCUGCAGCACCAAGGCCAUAGUCGGACCAUUGUGGGAAUUGAACAGAAGAAUAAUGGAGCACAGUGCCUUUUGAUAUUUGACCCUGGUUGCCCUUCUCAUGUAAUGCAGAAGUUACUGCAUCCUGAAACUGUAGGAUUUAACCUUAAAACUCUUAGGAAAUUUGGCAGUGGUUUGAAGCAUAAGCAGUACCAAAUUGUAGCAGUAGAUGGCACUCUUACAGAAGAAGAGAGACAGGUGCAGCUACAACAUUCACGAAUUUUGCAAGCAGAAAGAGUUCCUUGAAGAAAAUUACAUUUUUUAAUUAAUCUAACAAUUUUUUGAAGUUUAGUAUAUUUAUGUAAA
This is a messenger RNA of Polypterus senegalus (gray bichir), 2285 nucleotides long. RefSeq names its product zinc finger containing ubiquitin peptidase 1 (gene zup1). The transcript has 13 exons. The coding region runs from base 120 to 2225 and encodes 701 amino acids. The record is from RefSeq and is a predicted model, not a curated record. NCBI's taxonomy places the organism in Eukaryota, Metazoa, Chordata, Cladistia, Polypteriformes, Polypteridae.